ACACGCAUACAGGAACAACAUGGCGGCCGCUGCUAAUGUACUAGCGCCUCACGUCUACUAGCCGCGGCUCAGGGCGAUGCUUUAAACCCGGGCAGCCGAAAUGAACCUCUGCGCCCAGUACUUACGACAGGCAGAGGCCCUGAAGGCUGACAUGGCAGACUCAAAGCUGGGCGUAGCAGAGGUGUGGACAUCACGGCAGGCCCUACAGGAUGUCUAUCAGAAGAUGCUGGUGACAGAUCUGGAGUACGCUCUGGACAAGAAGGUGGAGCAGGAUCUGUGGAACCAUGCCUUCAAGAACCAGAUCACCACGCUACAGAGCCAGGCCAAGAACCGUGCCAACCCCAACCGCAGCGAGGUGCAGGCCAACCUGUCGUUGUUCUUGGAGGCAGCCAGUGGCUUCUACACCCAGAUGCUACAGGAGCUGUGCACAGUGUUCCAUGUGGAUCUGCCAUGUCGCGUACGGUCCUCACAGUUGGGCAUCUUCAGCACCUCCCCCCACAGCAGCAGCGCCAUCGUAACCCCACAGACCAGCUCCUGCUUCUACAUCUGCCAGCACUGCCUCGUCCACCUGGGAGACAUCGCUCGAUACCGGAACCAGACGAGUCAAGCAGAAUCGUACUACAGACACGCUGCUCAGCUGGUGCCUUCCAAUGGUCAGCCCUACAACCAGCUCGCUAUUCUAGCCUCAUCCAAAGGAGACCACCUCACCACCAUCUUCUACUACUGUCGCAGCAUUGCAGUCAAGUUUCCUUUCCCUGCGGCCUCCACCAACCUUCAGAAAGCCCUGUCCAAGGCCCUGGAGAGUCGAGAAGAGGUGAAAACCAAAUGGAGCCUGUCAGAUUUCAUUAAAGCCUUCAUCAAGUUCCAUGGCCAUGUCUAUCUGAGUAAAAGUGUGGACAAGCUUGACGCACUAAGGGGCCGGUUGGAGGAGCAGUUUCAGAGGCUGAUGCUGCAGAAGGCCUUCACCUCCCAGCAGCUUGUUCACUUGACUGUGAUCAACCUGUUUGAGCUGCACCACCUCCAGGAGCACCUCCAGGAGCUGAGCAACACAGAGCAGAGCCCGGGCUCAGAGCACCAUACCUGCUGGACUCAACUGCUCAGCCUCUUCAUGUCCUUCUUGGGAGUGAUGUGCAGCAGAGCCAUCCUGAAUCAAUCUGAGAGUGAGGAGCAGAUGGGACAGUGCCCCUUGCCCGCCAUAAAAGUGUCCCUGGACUGGCUCCGUCUGCGGCCUGGCCUCUUCCACCAGGCAGCGGUGCACCAGAGACAACAUGUUUGGCCCUGGCUUGUGUCCUUGCUCAAUGGUUUUCAACCCAAAGAAGAGGAUGUGUCUGGUUCCUCAGUUGUGCCGUUGCCUGAGGAGUUUGAGCUGCAGGGCUUCCUGGCUCUGAGACCAUCUCUGCGUAUCCUAGACUUCACUAAAGGCCACCAGGGCGCGCUGCACACCAGACACCAGCGCCUGGUCUGCCUGGGCAAAUGGAUUGCAGACACACAGCCUUUGCUCAUGCAGUGCCGUGUGUCUGAAGACGGCCUCCUCACCUUCCUCACAGACCUCCCCGAGCUGCCCAUAGACGAGCCCCAAGAGAAGGAGGUGCUCCAGGAGUCCUCUAACAGCGAGCCCAGUCAGACUGAAUCUGGCAGCUCCAAGUCCUCCACGUCCCAGGGCAAGAACUUCAAAGAGAACCUGAAGCCCCGCGAGCCCAGCCGAGAUACCCCCCGCAGCUUGCCCAAGGAGCCCACCAAGGAGUCCGCCAAGGAGCCCAUGAAGAAGGGGAGUGUUGCGGCCGUCAAGACCGAUGCCAAAUGGGACAGCAAGAAGAAGAAUGAGAUGAAGAAGAGCACACAUGAGAAGACGUCAGACUCCAAACAAAUGAAAGUGCAGACAGAGAUGAGGAAGACUCCUGAAGUGUCUGAAGUGAAGAAGAGCCCGGUGACCCCCACACAGCCCACCGGCUCCACAUCACAGUUUGUGCACAUCCACCACCAGGGAGCCUUCCCUCCACUGACUAGCUGCCCGGGCUUCCCUCCUUCGGCUUACGUGCUCACGCCUCCUGUCCCAUUCCACGGCCUGCAGGGCUUCACCUUCUCCCCCGGGCCGGUGUCUGUGUCUGGACACUUCCUGUCACAGGCCCCCCCUCAGCCUAACAAGUCGUCCCACCCUCCAUACACCCAGCAGCGCUCUCCCCCUCAGGGCUCUCCGGCCUCAGCGGGACAGAGCCAACCCCCCGGACCCACAUCCAUGGGCCAGCAACAGGCUCUGCAGCAGCCCCCUCCGCAGCAGGUCACACUGGGCAAGAGUCCUCCCCACCUGGGCUUACAGCAGUACCUCCAGGAGCAGUCGUCUCCUCUGUGGAGCCAGGGUUCAGGCCCCAAACUGCCCCAGAUGCCUCCGCCUCUGAAGCCCCAGCAGCCGCAGCAGUCCCUUUUCAUGUCCUCAGAAUCCAGCCUGAAACAGUUCGACCCUCAGCCCUCCAUGCCUGACCUAGACAAGAAGUUCUCCCCCAGUGUGAACCUGCACGAGGAGCAGAUGUGGAAGUACUCCAACCAGGCUGUGCUGGAGCGCCUCAGGAGAGAGAGUCAGUCUGAUGGACCAAGAGCACUGCCCUUCCAGGACCCUAAGUCAUCUCCUCUGCUUCCCCCGGACUUGCUUAAGACCCUCGCAGAGUUUGGGGAGGAUGAGGGCUUGGUUUUUCCCAAAGCACCGUCGCUUUUCCACACCUUGGCAUCUCCUCUCAGCUCUGCUCCUGGAUCAAACCUUUUCUACACUAAUAAAAGGAUGGAGCCAGGAGUGGAGAGCAUGAACCAGCCGUCCUCUCUGCUGCAGGGCUUCCCCAUGCAGCUAAACCAAAACAGCAUGUUCAGCCAGACCUGUGGGAAAAACCUACCUCCCAGCUCCAAACCCGAACCUCAGCUGAUGCCCCAAGAACCUUCCCUUUACUCACUGUUUGAAACGUCCUGGUCACCGUCUCUGCCUGCCAGCUCUGACCACUCCACUCCGGCCAGCCAGUCCCCACACUCAUCCAACCCCAGCAGCCUGCCCUCCUCUCCCCCCACCCACAACCACAACACACAGUCCAACUAUGGGCCCAUUGGCACCUUCGACAGCAGAGAGCGCCGCCUGGUGGAUCGCUGGAAGAUGGACAAAAAAGGUCCCGGGAGUGGUUUUGGACUGGACUACUUGCCCCCUGCCCCUUCCUCUGAGUCCAGCUGGCCUCAGAGCAGCUGGAGUCAGGAGUGUCCCAUGGAGGAGUCAACAGUGCUGCCCGACAGCCUCAAGUCAUUUUGGUCUAGCUCCAUGAUGCAGCCCGGGCUCUCCCCUCUGGAGCAGCUCCUCCUCCAGCAGCAGAAGCAGAAACAGCAGCACGCCCAUGGCACCAUGAACCCUCCGCACUGAGCGCCCACACCCACAGCCAGGGUACCAGGCUUAUCUCACCGUCAUGCCCACACGACGAGCGCUCGCAGGGCAUCUAACCACCAGGCUGGCUUCAGAACAGAACCAGCUCAAGGCCAAUUAAAGGGAGGAGACAGUCCCGAGAACGGUCCCAGGAGGAGUGGCCCGUCCUGGGUUGACAGGCGGUUGCACACACGGAAGAGUGGAGGAUUUUAAAACACGCUGGAAGGAAUUUUUUGCAAGUUACCUUCAAAAUUGCGAACUUUGAACUUGGAAGUCAUUUUGGGCUAAUAUUCCAAAAUGGAGCAACAUAAAGAGGGUUAUGGGUAUAAUACCACAUUAAGAUUGUAUCAUACUUUUAGCCGAGUUUUUCUCUUCUUGUAUCAAUCUAUUCAGUUCUCACGGCUUUGAGAAUAGACUCGAGCAGUAAAGCAGAAAAAAAACGAAAGGCUUCCUCCAUUACAGCAGAUCAUGAGGUAGGUGCUGAUGGAGGAGAAAAUGGACCCACAGAAGACUAAGGAGGCUAGGCUCAACCACAUCUCCUGCCAUUACGAAGAAUGGAAAGAAUCGUAUCGUACCGAGGUGGGCUCACACUGCGCUCCACGAUAGCAGACACUUUUAUGGAAAAAUUUAAUGGUACAAUUUUAUUCAGAAUAAUUUAGGACUCCUCGCAAUUUCAUAGGUUUUGGGGACAGUGGAAUUCUACUAGUCACUUUUGUAAAAUAGUUUGUGGGGG
Molecule: messenger RNA, 4124 nt
Organism: Periophthalmus magnuspinnatus
Lineage: Eukaryota; Metazoa; Chordata; Actinopteri; Gobiiformes; Gobiidae
Gene: smg7
Product: SMG7 nonsense mediated mRNA decay factor
Exons: 22
Coding region: 101-3391 (1096 amino acids)
Biological process (GO): nuclear-transcribed mRNA catabolic process, nonsense-mediated decay
Cellular component (GO): telomerase holoenzyme complex
Molecular function (GO): telomerase RNA binding; telomeric repeat DNA binding; protein binding
Source: RefSeq, a predicted model, not a curated record